Aphanomyces invadans is the source of this 1320-nucleotide messenger RNA. RefSeq lists its product as hypothetical. NCBI's taxonomy places the organism in Eukaryota, Oomycota, Saprolegniomycetes, Saprolegniales, Verrucalvaceae. Gene Ontology annotation, molecular function: oxidoreductase activity. The coding region runs from base 1 to 1320 and encodes 439 amino acids. The record is from RefSeq and is a predicted model, not a curated record. The transcript has 6 exons.
AUGGACGACAUGGACAAGAUUCGCAUGGGACUGGCGGCGGAUGUGGCGGUGAUCGGCGGGGGUGUCGUCGGCGCGGCCGUGUUCCGCGAACUUGUUCUGCACGGGUACAAGGUGAUUCUGUUGGAGAAGGAUGCGAAUGUCGUACACGGCGCGAGCUCUGGAAACUCUGGCAUUGCGUGCACGGGGUACGAUGCUCCGAUCGGAUCGAUCGAGAGACGAUGCAUCCGACGUGCGAUGGAAUUGAACCCGACGGUCUACCGCGAACUUGGCCUCCCCUCCGCGCCCGUGGGCAGUCUCGUGGUCGCAUGGACACCCGACGACUUGGCUGUGCUCCCCCACAUCGUUGCCGCAAACCACGGCAUCGGCGACACCCACGUGCGAGCGUUGUGUCCCCACGAGGUGUACGCGAUGGAGCCGCACUUGGCGACAGGCGCGCUCGGGGCCGUAUUCGUUCCUGGUGAAGUCGUCGUUGAGCCGUGGUUAAUCCCUAUCGCUUAUCUCCAUCACGGCUUGCGCAACGGCGGGACUCUUUGCACGCGGCACAAAGUCGUUGGCGGCGAUUUCGACGAGGGUAUCUGGACUUUGCAAUGCGAGACCGACGCCGCACCUUCAUCCUCGUCUCGAGCGACGACUGUACGUGCCCGCGUCGUGGUCAACUGCGCCGGGUUAUACAGCGACAUCGUCGAGCAGAUUCACACGCCGGCCGUGCCAUUUCACAUUCGACCGCGCAAAGGGCAAUACAUCGUGUUGGACGCGCCGCCCGGAAUCGUGACGCGAGUUGUGCAGCCCGUGCCAACAGACCGCACGAAAGGGGUGUUUGUGUUUCGCAGCCUGUACGGCCACGUCGUCGUCGGCCCGACGGCGGAGGACCAAGAUGCGCGCGACGACUUUUCCACGACCCCCGAGACCCUCGACAUGCUCCGGGCAGCGGCCGCGAAGGUCGUGCCGGCGCUCGCGUCGUGUGCCGUGGUUGGCAGCUAUGCAGGUCUCCGCCCCGCGACAGAACACCGAGACUACCAGAUCGAGAUGGACGAGGCCCGGCAGUGGGUCACUGUUGGGGGCAUCCGGUCGACAGGAGUCACUGCCUCGCUUGGCAUCGCCGACUACGUUGCGUCCUUGAUCGAUGCGUCCCAUCUGGGCCAUGUCCACCGCGACACAGCACGUUGCCCGACGCCGUUUUCCCUCCCGCCAGACCUGGAGUGCCAAGGCACUUCCGACACGAUGACCGUCACGCUGGACGGCGUCGUCCACAAAGUGUCGCAUCCGCUGUCGCGGUGGGGUCUAUCCAAGCGGUCCCAAACGAUGACGCGCGCGUUGUAG